UUAACAAUAGGCAUCUUGAACUGUUGCGUCAGUUUUGACUAUUUGAUGCAAGUCUUUUGCCUUGGGCUGUUAGUUGCGUCUUGACUUUGUGGCUUCUCUAUUAAGAAUGGAGUGGAUUAAAUGUAUGUAUACGUUUGUCGUUGUAUUGUUGUUACUAGUGAAUUGUAAAGAUGUGGACAGUGAGCAAACUAGCUUUGAAUUGCCGGUGCAGUUAGUAGGGUUCCCGUUUAUAGUAUUGAGUGUCAGAUUGACCAACUUCUUGAAGAAAUUGUCAUACUCCGUAAGUCCAGCGACCUACCGUGCUCGAAAUCGGCGUGAGCUAACGCUUGCCGAGUCAGCCGAGCCAUUCGACGUGCAGGAUGUGGAGAAGUACAUCGUGGGCGAAUUUGGCGCACGCGCAUGUAUUUUCGAGCGCGUGUGUGCUCAUUAUGCCGUCAGAGCGCAAACGCACCCGAGACCACAACUUGACUGGCAUGACGUGUUUAGCCAAUACAAGAGAUCUCCCGAUCAAGCCAAGGAGUAUUACCUACUUAGCGUAUUCUUAGGCGACAUCGUCGGUUCCCCGCAGCUCUGUCACCAGCUCGGAAAAAGGAGAAGCUGUGACACCUUAUCUCUGGAAGCCAUUUAGAAUCAAUCAUAUUACAAUCAAGGAUUCAACACAAUACAAUUAAAAUUGGUGCCAGGCAGGUUACCGGAUACAGGUUAAGAAGUAUCUUUAAUUAAAAAUCGAAGGGUCAUUAUAUACCACAUUUACUCUAGG
Messenger RNA from Hyposmocoma kahamanoa, 760 nucleotides. RefSeq lists its product as uncharacterized. The record is from RefSeq and is a predicted model, not a curated record. Bases 107 to 628 code for a protein of 173 amino acids. NCBI's taxonomy places the organism in Eukaryota, Metazoa, Arthropoda, Insecta, Lepidoptera, Cosmopterigidae. The transcript is spliced from 3 exons.